AUGGAGGUUGCCGUGGAAGCUCAACGGGCAUCUCUCAGCCGUCAACCGGCCCCUCCCUACACAUCAUCCCCUCAGACUCAUGCAUCAGAACCACAGACUGAGCCCGGGGAACAACCAGAGGAUGAACAAACCCUGGAACAACCCUUACAGAAUGGCGUGAUGCCCACUCUGGCUGAUGUCCUUCCACCUUCCGUCACAUACAGCUCUACUACAGAAACAGAGUCUUCAGCUCCUGACCGACCGGCUGUAGAGGUUGUCACACCGGUGUCUAACGAGACAACAGAACGAGCAGUCAACACUCAGGUAAACGAGGUUAUUGAAGCACCUGCCGUGAAUGCUGCUGCUACUACUACUACUACUACUACUGUAAACGGGGAUCCAGAGACGAUGGAGACCGAUAUUGCCGUGAAUGGCGUUGAGGCUGCUGAGGAAGACCAGACGCAGCCCCAUGGCGAGAAUGAGAACGAGAACAUGCCCGUAAACGACAGCACCGAGCAGAACGAACCAGCGCAGCCCCGAGAGAAUGAGGAGCCGUCAGAGGAGUCGUCACCGUCAACUGCUUCUGACGGAUCGACAGAUUCCAGCGAGUCAACCGAACGAACUGGAGAAGACUACGACGAAGACGAUGAGAAUGACGAGCCAGCCUACUGGGCCGAAUACAAGGAGGACACAUCUGUGGCAGAGGGAGAUGAGCUCAAGGAGAUUGAAAGCGGCGAUGCUGAUCACAGUGCACAUGAGUAUGACUACAUCGAGAAAUCAUUCUACCACGAGCUAGACGACCCAGAAUAUAAACCGAUCGAGAAAGCACGCAUAACGUGGAAGAUAACCGGAGUCCGGGGUACCAAGGAAAAACCUAAUAGAGCUACCAUAAUUCGGUCUCCACCGGCAUACAUCGGCGGAUACUACUGGACACUAAAAUUCUUCCCUCGGGGAAACAGUGUGGGAUCGCUGAGUGUUUAUCUCGAGUGCUCUCCCACGCCACCAGAGCAGGAUAAGGCGAUACUUGAAACGGAGUUUAAAGUCCUCAAAGGGCCGCCGGAUGCCGUCCUGAGCGAGCUAACUCCAGACCAGGAGUUCAAGCUGCCUGCUACUACCGCCUCACCCAAGCCCUCUCAAUCAGAAGAGUCUACCAAAAAGAGUCAAGAAAAGGAUCAAGAGGAACUCCCGGAGGCAGCCAGUGAGGAAAAGACAGGCUCAGACCUCCGCGAAUCAUCUCCCAAACCCAAACCGGACUUUCGUAUCUCGGCUCAGAUCGGUGUGGUGCUCUACAACCCAGAGGAACCACGCACAGGCUGGACGCAGUCCUCCUGUCACCAAUUCAACUCUCACAACUUCGACUGGGGAUGGACACACUUUCAUGGUCCGGGACCAUGGAACACUAUCCACCUCCGCCAACAUGGCCAGCGCCAGGCUCUCCUCCGCAACGACACACUCUGUUUCGACGCAUACAUCCGCCUAUUCGAUGACCCAACAAAAUCGCUAUGGUGGCAUUCUAGUGACUCUGAGCCCAUUUGGGACUCUUACUCGCUUGUUGGUCUUAGGCCCAUGGGUGAUGUGUCGGUAAACUACUGCCAGCACACAGCUGGGUUGAUCCCAUUGCUACUCUUAAAGCCGUUUAGAGAAAUGGUCAAGGGUAUUGAUGUUAUGAGACAUCUUAAUGAUGUGACUGCGCGUCCAAAGCCGGUGUGUGAAGCACUGCAGGUUAUAGUUCACGAGAUGACGGCGGAAAACAUAACCUCUGUUCGCACCGAAGGAGUGAGAAGAGCGCUUAGAUACCUUCUCGAGAGUUCAGGAGAUGUCGUCGAAUUUUGGGAACGGCUUAGACGCAGUCUGCAGAUCGAACUUGCGGGCACUGAGGCUAUAGAAAAGCUGGCCUCUAUAUUUGACAGCCCACACGAUGACUCGAAAAUGUCGGAUGAGUCGCUAAACAUGCUCUCUCGCGAUUUCAAUAGCCGCAUCCGCAUCAGCUCUGAGAACACUGAAAGUAUCCAGUCAGGUAUUGUAGAAUACCUGAAAUCUCGAGAGGGCAAAUGGUCUCUCCCUCCUGUCCUCCAGAUUGAGCUCUCCCGCCAGAAGUUCGACAAGAAGGCUCGUCAAUGGAAAUUCUUGGUCAACCGUGUACAUCGAAAUGAAGAACUUGAUCUCUCUGACUACGUCAACUCCGAGACCGAGGGUAAAUAUACCUUGUUCAGCUUCAUUGCACACAAGGGUCAUCGGACAUCACGGUGGUAUUACCCCCUCGUUCGCCCCGGUGGGCAAGGCACCCAUUGGCUUGCCUUCAAGGGUGAAGACCCCUAUCGAAUCGAGUGUUUAACCACCAAAAUGGCCGUCGAGGGCUUCGAAGGACUAGAUAUGGCGGAAGCCGGAAAUGGGGAGCCCGUCAAUGCCGAGAUCGCGGUUGCUUUUAUGUACAUUCGAAAUGACCUGCAAGGCGAAUACUUAUCCCCCAAGCUGGAGCCAUGGACUCUUCCACCAUCAUGGCACCGUUAUAUGCAGGCAAUCUCGCCGGAUAGAUCUGCUGUGGAACCGGAGAAGCAAAUUCCGGUUGCCUUUUACGGCCUAAACGGAGUGUCGAAAGAUGCACGGAAUCCAGCAGCGGCAUAUGAUCUUAUUAACCACCAAACAUCAGAAAAGGACACUACAAGCAUGAUUGUUCCCAUGUCAACGACCAUUGGUGAAUUGAGAGCUAAGUUAGCUGCCCAAAUCUCGACUGAGGAGAAUCCGAUUACCAACGAACGAAUACGCAUGUGGUCUAUUGGGGCGCCAUAUGAGGUCCGUUUGUUCAACUUCAGUAUGGAACCCUUGGUUUCCAUGGGAUCGCAGUUGCUGAGUCUUGGAUGGAAUGCUCUGCGCAUAUGGGUACAAAUUCUUAACGAGGAUGAUAUGAAAUUCUUCUCUAUCCCAGAGUUUGUUCCCCCACCACCCAUUUCAGACGAGGUAAAUGGGAUGAAGGAUACUAUAGAAGCUCCACCAUCUCCACCACCCGUUCAAAAUGAGGAACAGUCGCAAUCAACUGAGCUGGUUCAGCCUCCCAAUCAGGAUGGAGAUGUCGAGAUGAAUGAUGCCACUCCUGAUGAUGAACCUAACCCACCUACUCAGCCACCUACUCAAAUCCACAACGAGGAAACUCAAGAGUCAGAGAACCUUCCUAGUGCGCCUGAACCAGCAGAGCUUGAAAUGACAGAUAAUGUUCCUGAUCAAGCCGAACCCAACAGUGUUGAGCAUGCACCUGUUCCAGACGUUAAUAACGACGAACAAGCCGCCAACGAAGCGAUCAUUGCCUCAAUAAUUGCCCAAGACCUUGCACUUUUGGAUCAGUCACAAGAGAUGGACACAAGCGGAAGCUAUACUGAAGCCAACUCAGUUCCGCCGCCCCCUCCUAUGGUGGACACCAUGGAGCACACCAACGAAGCAGUAGACGGAUCAUUGAGAAAUGAUGUUGAAGAAGACCGAGAAGCUCAGGACCAAUCCAGCUCCGAAGACUCACAGAUGGAAGGCUCUCCAAUCGUUGAAUCAAACAACAAUGUUCCCGGAAAUACUGAUACCCAAAUGAGCCAGCAAAACCUAGAGGAAAGCCACGAAGAGGGACAAACGGUCCCUGAGCCUCCAGUUAUAAAAUCAGAGCUUGUCCUACCAUGUGAUCAAGUCUACUACUUCGUUCAAGAGUUCGACGCAGACAACCAAACUGUUGAAACGGUUGGGGCAUUCUUUGCCAAGUCAUGCCGCAAUAUUCGUGAAGAGCUUCGGAAGACGCUACAGCUCCCUGAGGACCAGCCAUACAAUUUCUGGUCUCGUCGUAAGGCCGUGGCUUCUGUACACAGUGUUUCGUCAACCCAUAGGUUCAGAGAUCUAAUGAACGAUGUGGGAUGUAUUAUUUUUGGAAAGACCAUCCCUAAGCGCCGACAAACCGAGCUUGUCGAGGCAGGCUGCUUCAUAUCCCCUGACCGUCUAUUAGAAUACCUCUGGGCAGUUGAUCGCCAACACCCAACUAAAUCCUUCACUGGUAAAAAGACCGUGGAAGCUAUCUUAAAUGGCGAAUACUACACUGGUGACCUCUGCAAGGGCUACUACCACGGCAGCGGAACCCACAUCUCCGAAGCCGGUGACACAUACACUGGCGACUUCGUCCAAGGCCGACGACAAGGUACAGGCUCCAUCGAACACAGCUCUGGUGAUACCUAUACCGGCGACUGGUUCGAAGACCAGCCCCACGGCCAAGGGACGUGGGUCGAACACAAGACUGGCAACAAAUAUGUUGGCGGCUACCGUAAUGGUAAACGUCACGGCAAGGGGGUCAGUUACUGGGAAGUAGCUGACGAGGAGAUGAACCUUUGCCAAAUCUGCUAUACCGAAGAACAGGAUUCACUGUUCUAUACCUGUGGGCACGUCUGUGCUUGCGGAUCAUGCGCGAGACAAGUCGAGAUUUGUCCCGUCUGUCGUGAGAAAGUCAUCAGUGUCGUGAAGAUUUUCAGAUGUUAAGAUGAUAUAUCGUAUAUCAUACACCAUACACCA
Molecule: messenger RNA, 4512 nt
Organism: Microsporum canis CBS 113480
Lineage: Eukaryota; Fungi; Ascomycota; Eurotiomycetes; Onygenales; Arthrodermataceae
Product: MATH and UCH domain-containing protein
Exons: 4
Coding region: 1-4479 (1492 amino acids)
Biological process (GO): protein deubiquitination
Molecular function (GO): protein binding; cysteine-type deubiquitinase activity
Source: RefSeq, a predicted model, not a curated record